Molecule: messenger RNA, 1428 nt
Organism: Brugia malayi
Lineage: Eukaryota; Metazoa; Nematoda; Chromadorea; Rhabditida; Onchocercidae
Exons: 10
Coding region: 1-1428 (475 amino acids)
Source: RefSeq, a predicted model, not a curated record
AUGUCAUCAGCACAGUGCUUUUGGUUUAUUUUUCUAUUGCAAGCAAUCGAGUAUUCCAAACCGUGUGCCGAUAUAAUUUUUGUUCUGGAUGGUUCUGGAAGUGUCAAACAACAAUUCAAGCAAAUGACUAAUAUGGCCAGUGAUAUAGCAAAACAGUUUGAUAUCGAUAAAAAAGAACAUCGGAUAGCGAUUUUGGAAUUUAGUAGCAAAACAAUCCUCUCCAAAUGGUUACGAUAUCCUUUCGACCGAAUUAAGACAAACAAUGAUAUGGAAAAAGUGAUCCAGAACUUACCUCACAUUCAUGGAACAACAGAUACGGGGCGAGCUCUCGGUAUCGUACUUCAAGAGUUUUUCCCUCAACACCGACCUGGCUUGUUACUACUAGUAUUUAUAAUCACUGAUGGCUACUACAGAGAUUCUGAAGAAGUGAAGCAAAACGUUGCAAAUCUCGUUGCUAAACCAAAUGUUCAACUGUUUGUUGCAACUGCUUCAAGGCUGCAUAACAUACAAGGCUUAUUACUUCUUGUUAACAAUGACACAUCACAUAUUAUAAUAAAUACAAAUUUCCUAAAUAACUCCCGGAAUAUUCUGAGACCGUAUAGUGAGUGCUUUGGUUUGAAAAGUUCCUUCAUUAAAAAAAACGUAACUUCAUUAGCGACAGCUAUCACCAAACAUCGAAUAAAUGGGCAAAGAAAUGUUCCCAAAACUAAAAAACAUUUUCAAGAUUUGAGACCGAAAGGUGAUACCCUUUCUGAAUUUGCUUUUCGACCAAUUCAUUUCGUUAGUGCAUCUUCUGUCAGAACUGCUAAUGUUUCUUCUUCAGCAGUAAUGUCUACUACAUCAACUAAAGAUGUAGUCAAUAUCAAACCAGGAUGUUUAUUUGACGUUGUAUUUUUGAUGGAUUUUUCUGGCGGAGUGUCAGAUAAGCGCGAUAUUUACAUUGAUUAUGUAUCAAUUCUCAUCAGAUCCUUAGACCUUAACCGAACAGCUGUACAUGUGGCAGCAAUAUAUUAUUCCGGUCCCAAACGAGCACGUACUCUUUUUCAUUUACGUAAACAUAGCAGGGCAGAAAAUGCCAUCAAAGAUUUGCAACGAGCACCAUCAAAUGGUGGUACAACACGUACUGGUGAAGCUAUUUAUUACGCAACCAAUGAAUUUAAUGAGAAAUUUGGUGCAAGGAAAGAUGCUAGGAAAAUGAUAAUUAUUUUCACAGAUGGACAUUCACAGGAUAAUCCAACUGAAGCAAGUCGAACAGCCCGUAAUAAAGGCAUAGAGCUGAAAGCAGUAUCUAUAGAGGAUGAGAAUAUACCGCCUGACACGAACCAAAUUAUUGCCAUCACUGGAGAUCCAUCAGACGCUUAUUCCUCCAAAAACUUCAACAAACUUCAAUCUUUUUUUGACGAGUAUUCUCGACGAUGUAAAUUGUAG